AUGGCCGACAUCCGCACACUUCACUGGUAUGAGUCGGCGGCUGACAAUCAAGCGAUUACUGCCAAUGGCUGGAGAUUCCAGGUGGCCAAGUCGGUUGCUACAGGAAAUGGAGCACCCAUUUACAAUGUCGUGUGGCAGUCCCAAGGUGUUGCCCCCGUUACCGAUAUUUCCUGGAAAGCUCAGUAUGCUCUCAACUGGACCGCCGCUCUGAUCUCGCCUGACGUCAAAGUCAACGUUGGCGGUAGAUGGCAGCGAUGUAACAAAGGCGAGACCUACGAUCUAAACCCACAAGGAUACUGGGUGCCCUCUGCAACACCGGCUGGCCCUGAUGGUGCUGGCUGGCUCAACAUUGGCAACAUUGAUUAUGCAUACCCGCAUGUCCUUGGAAUCCAUAUCAUCGUGGGAGUUUUGAACAACCAGACAGGCAGAUACGAACCUAUCUUUGUGGACCAGGCAACCCUUCCGAAGGGUAGCUCGGCGAAAUACCAGCCACAAGAGAGUGUGAGUUGGUGGCUCGAGGGGAGUGAUCUCACUGGUCAGGUCUUCAGCGACACCAAAUCCAACGCCACAACCUUCGACUUCACGAAUCCGAGCAACCCCCUCACAGAUUCUUAUGAGUGGUCAACUUCGUACAUAAUGCGCCAAGACCAAUGGGUCAUUGCAGCCGGACCUGUUCCCCAGGCCUUCCGUGCACCUCCUCCGUCUGAAAACAGGGUCAACCCCCUCGGCGGGAAGGAUCCAAUUCUUCUCGACUUGGAUGUAGGAAGCUGGAUUGUCAGAUUCAACCCCCCCUUGCUCGGCGGUGCUAUGGGGGUCGCUGUCACAGCUCUCUCGGAAAAUCUCAAGCAACAGUUCAAGGGACUUGAGGUCCAGGCUGUGGGCAGCGAAGGCACCGCGCUCACAAUCCAGUACGAGGCUGGUUCGGCUCCUGGAGCCCUUGAACAUAUCGGAUUUCCCCGCGGUUCUCCCGGAUCUCAAAGCACAAUCGACAGCGCACUGAGGGAGUUGCAGACAGCCGGCGAACUCCCUCAAACCGAGGAAUGGCUUAUCGAGCCGGCACCCGUGGAGGAAACAAAUGGUUCAGCACCGAUCCAGGCGCGCAAGAGCAAACUCAAUGGGGCCAGCACCCAUACCAACACCAACAAUAACAGUAACAGCAACAACAGCGGCUUGGCCUACCGCUACGGCCCCGCCCCUACUGACCAAAACCCGAACAACUUUGCCGCCAACUACCAGACCAAGUCCCCCUUCCUGCAGCAGGGCUAUCCCUCAAACCCCAUCUCAACCUAG
Molecule: messenger RNA, 1290 nt
Organism: Podospora anserina S mat+
Lineage: Eukaryota; Fungi; Ascomycota; Sordariomycetes; Sordariales; Podosporaceae
Exons: 2
Coding region: 1-1290 (429 amino acids)
Source: RefSeq, a predicted model, not a curated record